AUGCUGAAGCCCGGGGAGCGCGGCGGGGGCUCGGCCUUCCUGAAGGUGGACCCGGCCUACCUCCAGCACUGGCAACAGCUCUUCCCGCAGGGAGCACCGCUCAAAGGCAGCGCGGGGACCGCCCCGGGCCCCCCGCCCCCGCCGCUCCCGGCCCCGGCCUCCGAGCCCCCACCGGACAGCCUCAGCCUCCGCCCGCGCCCGGCCUCCCUGGCCCCUGCCCCCGCCCCAGCCCCCAUAGCCCCCUCGUCGUCGUCGUCGUCCUCCUCCUCCUCCUCCUCCUCCCUGUCCUGCCCCGCGGCUACCCUGCCCGGGCCGCCGCCGCCGCCGCCCGCCUUCGCGCCACUGCCUAGUGUCGAGCCAUCUGCUCCCGAAGCUCUUCCAGGCCGGGAUGGGGCAGGAGAGCGGGCGGCCCCCCGGCCCCGCUGUUCGGCUGAAGAGCUGGACUACUACCUGUACGGCCAGCAGCGCAUGGACAUCAUUCCGCUCAGCCCCCAUGCCGGGGACCCCAACACCCGCUGCGACAUGUGCGCGGAUCACCGGCACGGGGAGUGCCCCAUGCAUGGGCCCCUGCACUCGCUGCGCCGCCUUGUGGGCACCAGCAGCAGCGCGGCGGCGGCGCCCCCCACCGAGACCCCCGAGUGGCUGCGGGACCUGCCCCGGGAGGUGUGCUUAUGCACCAGCACCGUGCCGGGCUUGGCCUACGGCAUCUGUGCCGCCCAGCGAGUCCAACAGGGCACCUGGAUCGGGCCCUUCCAGGGAGUGCUUCUCCCGCCCGAUAAGGUGCAGGCGGGGGCCGUCCGGAAUACCCAGCACCUCUGGGAGAUAUAUGACCAAGACGGGACACUGCAGCACUUUAUUGAUGGUGGAGAGCCCAGUAAGUCGAGCUGGAUGAGGUAUAUCCGAUGUGCGAGGCACUGUGGGGAACAGAAUCUAACUGUAGUUCAGUACAGGUCAAAUAUUUUCUAUCGAGCUUGUAUAGAUAUCCCCAGGGGCACUGAGUUGUUGGUGUGGUAUAAUGACAGCUACACGUCUUUCUUUGGAAUCCCUCUCCAGUGCAUUGCCCAGGAUGAAAACUUGAAUGUCCCUUCUGCUGUAAUGGAAGCCAUGUGCCGACAAGACAACCUUCAGCCAUUUACCAAAAGUACCAAGCUCCCCCCGACCACUCCUCAGCGCUCGAUAGUUUUCCCGCAGACACCAUGUAGCAGGAAUUUCUCUCUCCUGGAUAAGUCUGGGUCCAUCGAGUCAGGAUUUAACCAGAUCAGUGUCAAAAACCAACGAGUUCUUGCAAGCCCAACCUCAACGAGUCAACUAAACUCUGAGUUCAGUGACUGGCACCUAUGGAAAUGUGGGCAGUGCUUUAAGACUUUCACCCAGAGGAUUCUCUUACAGAUGCACGUCUGCACCCAGAACCCGGACAGACCUUACCAGUGUGGACACUGCUCCCAGUCCUUCUCCCAGCCUUCUGAACUGAGGAACCAUGUGGUCACCCACUCCAGUGACCGGCCUUUCAAGUGUGGCUACUGUGGCCGUGCCUUUGCUGGCGCUACAACCUUAAACAACCACAUCCGGACGCACACCGGGGAGAAGCCCUUCAAGUGCGAGAGGUGUGAGCGGAGCUUCACGCAGGCCACCCAGCUGAGUCGACACCAGAGGAUGCCCAAUGAGUGCAAACCAAUAACAGAGAGCCCAGAAUCAAUCGAAGUGGAUUAA
Tachyglossus aculeatus (Australian echidna) is the source of this 1710-nucleotide messenger RNA. RefSeq names its product PR/SET domain 6 (gene PRDM6). The record is from RefSeq and is a predicted model, not a curated record. NCBI's taxonomy places the organism in Eukaryota, Metazoa, Chordata, Mammalia, Monotremata, Tachyglossidae. Bases 1 to 1710 code for a protein of 569 amino acids. The transcript is spliced from 7 exons. Gene Ontology annotation, molecular function: protein binding; histone methyltransferase activity. Gene Ontology annotation, cellular component: nucleus.